This is a messenger RNA of Phaedon cochleariae (mustard beetle), 1518 nucleotides long. Lineage: Eukaryota; Metazoa; Arthropoda; Insecta; Coleoptera; Chrysomelidae. The record is from the annotation of a GenBank genome assembly.
AUGAAAGUUAACCUAUCGAGAAGGCAAGAGGCACCCCAAAAUAAUGACAACCUUAUCCAAGCUGUAUCAGAAGAAUGGGAGGCAAUAUCAAUAGACUUCAUCAACAACCUCAUAGAAUCUAUGCCAAACCGAUUUCAUGAGGUUUUGUUGAAUCGGCCUUCAAAAUCUCUGGAUACAAAUUUUCGGUUGAAUUGGGCGAGGAAUGAAAAUCUAGUUGAGUUCAACGCCACCAAAACUCAAGCCCGUAUUCUCUACAGAAAAGCGGAACUCACUAUGCUUGAUAUAAUCUCAAAAUCAACUCUGUUCGAAGAAGUCCCACAUACGAGCGGUUCUCAAAAACGGGGAAUACAACGUCCACCUAUCCAGCGUAUCCAGGAAAAACCUUCUCCGAGACAUCUUCACGACUCUGGUGGACUCGAGAUGGAGAUGGACCAUAUCCAUAUUCGCUGCAGGCUUCUUCGGAUCUUGGACUGUCUUCGCCAUAGCUUGGUGGUUCCUGGCACUCGCACAUGGGGACCUGGAAGAACACCACCUUCCCAUGAAUCAGGCCGCUUCCAAUUGGACGCCUUGCAAACCCAGCACACGACAGGCUACGGCGAAAAGAGGCCGACGGAAAAGUGUUCAGACGCCAUUGUACUCAUGUGCAUCCAGAACAUUGUUGGGCUCAUCAUCGAAGCCUUUUUGGUUGGCAUUUUCUUCGCGAAGAUGACCAGACCGAAACUCAGGACUCAAACCAUUAAAUUUUCCAAGCAUGCUGUGAUUUACAUGCGAGAUAACGUUUUGUGCUUAGUGUUUAGAGUAGGUGAUAUGAGGAAGAAAAGUGGGUUGAUUGAAACGAAAAUCAAGGCUAAGCUGAUCAGGGAACGUGAAAGCACAGAAGGAGAGCUGCUCUCGAACCAUCUCUCCAAGCUACCGGUCAGUGUAGACGACUGUGCUGAAGAUUUACUCCUGAUUUGGCCUGUUUCUAUCGUUCACAAGAUCGAUGAAUUUUCUCCGCUUUAUAAGCUGUCGGCUGAUGAUUUGGUGAACGAGAAUUUCGAAAUAGUUGUUACGUUGGAAGGUACAGUCGAGAGUACCGAUCAAAAGACGCAAGCUAGAUCUAGCUAUUUAGCGACACCAAAACAUACGCUGAUGCUCUUAGAUUCCAUCCAGAGAAGAGCCAUUCGCCUGGUGGGUGACGCCACACUCACUCACUCUUUGACAUCAUUGGAACACCGUAGAAAGGUCGGCGACCUUUCACUUUUCUAUCGAUACUUCCACGGGAAAUGUUCUUCGGAAAUCUCUGCUAUCAUCCCUUCACUAGCAAUACCAAUCAGACGAACUAGACAAGCCCAGUCAGCACAUCCUUUCGUUGUCAACCUCGAAAGAUGUCGAACAGCACUUUAUCAAGACUCCUUCAUCCAUAGAACGGCUAGGCUCUGGAAUUCAUUGCCUGUGGAAGUAUUUCCAACAACAUUUAUAAUCUCCAAAAGUUCAAAAAAAAUUCCAAUACCUACCUCCUGUCUCUAUCCUCCCUAG